AUGGACCGAAAAAUCAACCAGCUCUCUGAGGAGAAUGGGGAUCUUUCCUUCAAGGUGGAGCAGUUGGAGAUAAUCCAGAAGGACCAAACUAAGCAGGUGGAUGAGCUGAAUAAAAAGCUGACUCAGCAUGAGAAGGCCACCUGGACCCAGCAGCAGAGAGUUAAAACAACAGCACUGGAAGGGGAGCUGCAGGCAGCAGUCACAAGCCAUCAGGAGAAGGUGGCAGAGCUGCAGGUGCAGCUCGCCCAGAAGGAGCAGGCAGCUGAGCACUACAAAGGGCAGAUGGAGAAGGCAAAAAGUCAUUAUGAUGCCAAGAAGCAGCAGAACCAGGAGCUAUCAGAGAAGCUGAAGGCCAUGGAGCACUUGCAGGAAGAGAACACAGAGCUUCAGAGCAAAUCAGAGAGGCUGGCCAAGGAGCUACAGGAGAGCAUCCUGCAGGCCAAGGAGUCUGAGAUGAGCUGCAAGACUCUUACCAGCCAGAUUCGCAGCCUGGAAGCUCAGGUGCAGGAACUCAGCAAGUUCCAGGAGAAGACUGCCACAGUAAAGGGACAUGAGGCUUCCUUUGAGAGUGUGGCUGACCAGAGCACUGAUCGCCUCAAUGAGGCACAGCAGCUCAGCUCCCCCAGGAAGGCUGCCAGCUCUCAGCUGGAAGUCUCAGUGGUGCCGUCAGACAGUGAAGAGUCACUGCUGUCUCAGCGGCUGCCCCAGACAAAGUCAUCCCUGGAGAGUCUCUACUUUACUCCCAUCCUCUCUGAGAGGCGGUCACAGCUCCAGAGCAGCGCCAACUUCCCGGGAGACUUCUCGCUCGACUCCGGCUGCAAGACCCGCUCUGCCCGGCGCCGCACCACCAUCAACAUCACCAUGACAGAUAAACAGGCAGAGCCCGAGGAACUGGUCUGCAUCAAGAACAUCCCAUUGGCUCAUUCCACAAAAACAUCUUCCCCUGCUAAGGGCCGUCUGCGCUCAGGUGCCUCCACCCGCUCCCUCACCAGCUUCUCCUCCCAGGAAACCCUUGCAAAGCUGGAAGCCUCCUCCCCAGAGAAGACCCCUGGCCAUUCAGUACUGCUGGGCCUCCCUGGGUACCGACCAGUCACCCGUAGCUCCCUGCACUUGCAGCGGACCAGCAGCUCUAGCCUUGGCCAGAGCACCAUGAAGCUGGGCAUGUGCCAGGAUGAGCCAGAGCAGAUGGAUGACUGGAACCACAUUGCAGAGCUGCAGUGGUUACACCACUAAGUUUCAGAGGGAAAAAGAGGGAUCGGGAGGGAGCCCUGUGUCCUGCCCCAUGCUGAGCUAAUGGUCCUGCUCCUCUUUUGCAGGCUCAGAGGCGCCAGUCGAUGGCAUUCAGCAUCCUCAACACCCCCAGGGAGCUGGGGAGGUGCCUGCUGUGCCGGGCAAUGGCCCAGAGGAGCACUCCCACAGCCUCCAGCGGCACCCGCCGCUCAUCCCACAUUGCCACCGCCACGAUCCCAAAGGGCAAGGCCAGUCGCCAGUCGCGCAAGGACAAGCGAUCCUGAGGUUUUCCCAGUCCCUGUGUGCUGGCUCUGCCCUGGCCUCCCACCUGCACCCCCUCACCUCCUCCUGCCCCCCCAGGGCCCAGGAGCACUGAGGGUGAACAGGUGGGGCCACCCACACGACUGCCUUGCAUAUCCCACUGACAACUGUGGGGUGCCCUGGGCACGGCAAGGCCCCCUUGCCCUUCCUGUACCCAUUGUCAUCCUAAACCCUUCCGGGACCCAAGGCAAGGGGAUGCACAGAGGGUGAGGGCUGGAAAUACACAGGGGUGUGGGGGCUGGCACCAGGCUGCAGCUGGAGGGGCUGAGCUCUCCCCAGGGAUAUUCUGCAGCCUCGGGUACAGGGACAGAGGUGAAACUUAGCAUCCCUCGGGUCACCACCUUUGCUCCCUGUGUGUGGGACCCCCCCAACCUGCCCGGUCCUCCUCUUCCUCCCAGGGAAGUUGAGGCAGCAUUUUUA
Agelaius phoeniceus (red-winged blackbird) is the source of this 1971-nucleotide messenger RNA. The record is from RefSeq and is a predicted model, not a curated record. NCBI's taxonomy places the organism in Eukaryota, Metazoa, Chordata, Aves, Passeriformes, Icteridae.